Ambispora leptoticha is the source of this 2532-nucleotide messenger RNA. The record is from the annotation of a GenBank genome assembly. NCBI's taxonomy places the organism in Eukaryota, Fungi, Glomeromycota, Glomeromycetes, Archaeosporales, Ambisporaceae.
AUGAACUCCAAUACUUCCAACCAAGUGGUAGCUAAUAGUCUCGAAUAUUAUGUUGAUAUGAUCAAUCGUUACCUUACAAAUCCUACUACGAGUCAACUUGAAUUACACAAUCACCACCCUGUGGAGACAAGUGACAUGCGUUUACAAUACGCAAUACAUUAUCUUCAACAAGCGUUACAGAAAUAUCCGGAAGCUUAUGAGUUAAAGAUUUUAGAUCAUCGAAUUGCAUUAAAACAAGGUGAUACCACUAAAGCUAAACUAAUUUUCGAUUCUAUUCGUGAAAAAUUCCCCGAUCAUAUACCUUUUAAAAAGUAUCUUGCUGAGAUUACACAAUCUGUCUUAGCGAAAUCACGAGACGACAACUUUUCUUUUUUCCUGAAGAUUCCAACGAAAACACAACGCGAAGUUUUCAUAAGAACAGCAAUUUAUUAUGAAUCGACUGGUGCAUUUUUGGAAUCUUGUCAAAUGUUUGCUCUUGUUUUAAAAACAUAUCCAGAGACCACCACUUAUUAUGGGGCGCAUGCAGCUCAAAUUGCGAUACGAUCUGAGAAUCAUCAUCAACCUACGUCAGUUCUUAAUCCAUAUCGGCAAUGCUUAGUUAAUGGAAUACUACCAGGAAUUCUUAGAAAUAAAAUGGCUGUAUAUCCUGAUAAAAUACCGGCUGACAUCGUUGUUUAUCAACCGGAGCUUCCGGUAUCCUCAGCACCUUUUAUCUCCAAUUCAAAUGACACAGCCGCACAAUCAUCAUUCCAUGUAACUUUUGAUCAAUUGAAACUAUGGCUUCAAUGUGGUCAAAGUUUCUAUAUUGCAAAUAAAGACUGGAGGAAAUUAUUUGAGGUCUCAUUAAGUGUGAUGGAUAUUUGUAAUUAUGUAAAAUUAAAAAGUUCGCCAAGAACCACUUUAGUGGAUCUAUUUUUAGAUUGUCGAAAGCUCCCUGAUAAACUCUUUAAACUACUUUGUCAAGAAAAAAUCAUUAAUGAUCUUUAUGCAUCCAGUUUCGCUCGAACGAUAGCAAUGGCCUGUUUUGUUCAUUGCUGCUAUGAGUUUUACGAAUACGUCGCCGGUUUAAAGGAUAAAUCAUCUGGGGGUUACGUGUCUUUCAUUGAUAGUUAUGGUCAGAAAACUUGCUUAAUACCAUGUUGUCCUAAUCCUCAUUUUGAAUCAACAGAAGCAAUAAGAAUAAGAGUAGAAAAAUUAAAAUCUUCACUUAUCCCAAAAGAGAAUGAAAUGUCAUCAGAUGAAUCAACCAAUAAGAGAGUGGUGAAAAGAAGGAAAUUGACGAAUUCAUCGAGUAGUACUUCAAUUUCAUCUGGAAUGGAGGCAACUAUAAGUGAAUAUUCGGAAGAUUUAGCAAAUGCUCAUCCGAAAAGUGAGCAUUCGAAUUUCAUUGAAGAUGAUCAGUUUGAUGAAUCCGUGGCUAAUGAAGCUAUUAUAUUAUUUGAACGUGCUGAUGAAUGCUGGAAUUUAAUAAGAGAAAUGUAUCCAGAAAAUACAAAUCUAGAACAAGACUUGGAACUUCAAUUAAAGUCAUGGAAUCUUCCAUUGGAUGUUACUAAUGCAGUAAUGCUGACACGAUCAGAACUCAAUCUGAAAAAUGGUGGAUAUUUAGGCAUAUCACUUAAUUACUUUCAAGAUAUAUGUGGUCGAUUCUCUGAUGAUACUCGUUAUAUUAAUUCAAUACGACAACAAGGGAAAAAACCAAAUAACGGUGAAGAAGAUAACAUGAAAAUUAACGAUACCGAAUUUGCAAUACAAAAUCAAACACCCUUAAUGUUACCUUUACGAGUCUUAUAUUCAAUAGCCAUUAUUUAUAUAACUGUCAAAAUGUGGGGGGAAGCUCGAGCCGAGUUAUUAAUAAUAUUGGCGGUCAUGCCAUAUACCACAGUUUUAAAUGAACAUUUUGAAAAAGAUGAAUGGCUAUUAACGAAGAUAAAAAAUAAUUUCGAUAACGAACAAUUAAAAAAUAGGUAUAAAUUGAUAGAAGUUACACAGGAAGGAUUGGUUGUAAGGGCUAUAAAAGACUUAAUCUGGUCAUAUGAGAUGGAACUUGAUGCAAAUUCAUCCAACAGCAAUGAUAAAGAAGAUAUCAAGUUAUGUCAAUUAAUAAUACUAUCUCAAUAUGGAUGGCCAUAUUGGAGAGAUCGAUUAUUCUACCCUAUAAUUCUGCCUAGAAUUAAGAAACGUGGAGCUUUGAUUUAUCCUCGAUUUCUGCAAUUCGUUUCAAAUGUUGAAAUUGCUGAAGAAAUAAUUAAAUUAUAUCAAAAUUCACCCAAUCUGAAAUUACAUUUAUUACCAAAUAAUAAUUCUACAUCGGAUUCUAUCAAAGCACUUGAAACUUUUAUACGGAGGGAGACAGUUUCAUCACCAUCUAUUGAUUCUUUAAUAGAAUUUUCAUCUUACUUCGGAUUAUCUCCGAUUCAGCUCCAACCUUUAUUGGAGUGGUUGAACCUGAUCGACAUGGCGUCAAAAUCUUUUAUAACCCGGGCUACUCCAAACAAUUGUGCGUCUGUGAUCGCUUUUAAAUUAUUUUAG